Messenger RNA from Salvia splendens (bonfire salvia), 2032 nucleotides. RefSeq names its product high-affinity nitrate transporter 3.2. Lineage: Eukaryota; Viridiplantae; Streptophyta; Magnoliopsida; Lamiales; Lamiaceae. The record is from RefSeq and is a predicted model, not a curated record. Gene Ontology annotation, molecular function: nitrate transmembrane transporter activity. The coding region runs from base 1242 to 1832 and encodes 196 amino acids. Gene Ontology annotation, cellular component: plasma membrane. Gene Ontology annotation, biological process: nitrate transmembrane transport; response to nitrate. The transcript has 2 exons.
CGAGCAUUCAUUCAUCAUCAUGCCUUUAUUCUGUUACAAAGUAGUAGUUUUACAAGCUAAAGCAACUGAGUAACCUUUCCUAACAACUAUCUGUGGCUGUCAAUUCAGCUUUAACUACUUAACAGAAUGCAAUAACAAAACAGAUUCAGCUUCUACUGUCUUUGUUCUUCCGGCUUUCUUUCUUCUUUCUUCCGCCCUUCAUCUUCGCUUCGUAUAUUCACAUGCCUUCCCCUUCAGCUUCCGUGUCCUCAAGGAAGCAAUUUUAAUGGGAGAGCAAGUUUGUCAUCCAUACUUCCGUAAGCUUCCUUCACCUUCGCUACGAGCUUAUGAAACCAAACCAGCAGCCACUUCAAUGGAUUGAAUGCACAAAUCAACAUAGUGUGCAGACCACCGAACUUGCACCCAAUUUGGCACAGUAGGUCUCCUCCCUAUCAGCUGACCCCACAUCAACAUCAAAAUGCAGAGAAAAACUCCUUGAAUCACCAAACUCCUUUCCAGAAACUGCAAGGUCUUCAUUCACAGACAUGAUCAAGUCUUUCACCAUAACUAAACCAUCAAUCAUAUCUCCACAAAGAAGGUUAGACAAUUCAUGCAGGCGGAUCUCUCCUUCGUGUGAUUGAUUUCGAUUGUAUUACUACUCCAUAUGAUUGCAGUUUGCAGCCAAGAAAUUCAACAUGUUUGCAUAGGUCUUGCUUGAACAAGUCUAUCCAGAUCAUGUGGAAUCAACUUUGACAGAAGAAGAAAAUGAUUUCAAAAUGUCCAAACUGAAUAUUUCAAGUAUUCCAAAUAAAAACAAUCCAUCUUGUGAAGAGACAAUCAUUAAGAUAAUAUUGAACUACAAUCAUUUGGCUCCAACAUCAUAGCCUCACAAGUCACAACUAUAAAAGCAGUGUCAAACUGGACAUGAAUAAAGAAAUAUAUGUAGUUCUGAAUCUCCAACUACAAACAACUAUCCAAGAAUGUAAUAAGACAAGUCAACUAUAAACCUAAUAAAUAACUAAUACAUACCCCACCCUCUGAGAUCAAUUUUGGGCCAUUUCUCCCCUUACCAAUUUUUUUUUGCCAGAGCUGUCUGCUUAGAAAAACCAGCCACUUGUUAUAUUUUAAUAUUUUUUGCUGACAUUGGCCUAUGUUUCCUCUAUAUAAGCACAAGUAAUCUCACUUUUAAGACCAUCCACAACUUCCAAUACUCAUCUCAGCUCAACCCGACUCGACUCAUAUCUUUCUUCACGGUCUAAUUAAUGGCGACCAAAGCCUGCCUCAUCGUUUCACUAUGGAUUUCGUGUUUGCUAGCCACUAGCCAUGCCACCACCUUCUCUUCUCUCCAGAGAACUAUCGUCCUCACGGCUUCACCUCAAGCCGGACAAGUUUUGAAGGCCGGAGAGGAUAACAUAACCCUGACAUGGUCCCUUAACACCACCUUCCCAUCCGGGACUGACUCCACCUACAAAGACGUCACAGUAGAGCUGUGCUACGCUCCAAUCAGCCAGAAGGACCGCGGGUGGAGAAAAACAGUCGACGAGUUGGCUAAGGACAAGACUUGCCAGCACAAUAUUGUCAAAAAGCCAUACACUUCUUCUAACAUCACCUUCACCUGGACAGUGAGGAAGGAUGUUCCUGGUGCCACGUACUUUGUCCGAGCCUACGCCCUCGACUCAGCAGGCAAGAAGGUAGCCUUUGGGCAAACCACCGAUGCUCACAAGACGACCAACUUGUUCGAGGUUGAGGCAGUCACCGGACGCCAUGUGUCACUUGACAUUGCCUCUGUUUGCUUCUCUGCCUUCUCCAUUUUUUCCUUGUUUGGAUUCUUCUUCAUGGACAAGAGGAAGUGAAAGUCAUCAAAAUGAUCAAGCAUGUUUGAGUUGUGAUUCUUGUCUGUUUUAAGAUACACAAGAGAUAGAGUUAUGUAAUAUGCCAUAUUUGGCUAGACAAGAAUCUUAUGAGGCCUAGGAAUAAGGAUAUGGAUAUGAUCAUGUAUGAAUAUGAUGUACCAAGAAAUUAAAUGAAAUACUUUUAAUUUAUCUUUGUUUUA